Messenger RNA from Monomorium pharaonis (pharaoh ant), 3792 nucleotides. RefSeq names its product nuclear envelope phosphatase-regulatory subunit 1 (gene Cnep1r2). Gene Ontology annotation, cellular component: Nem1-Spo7 phosphatase complex; cytoplasm. The transcript is spliced from 4 exons. The record is from RefSeq and is a predicted model, not a curated record. NCBI's taxonomy places the organism in Eukaryota, Metazoa, Arthropoda, Insecta, Hymenoptera, Formicidae. The coding region runs from base 160 to 552 and encodes 130 amino acids.
ACAUCCAUUAUAGAUUAGGCCUUAGUAGUGUUUGUAGGGUUUACUGGAGCAGCCACAUUGAUGCAUUGUUUAUCUAUUAAUUAUUGUGAUUAUUAAAGUCGCCAUAGAGACAAUUGUUUUGAUCUCGGAUAAAUGCGCGUCCUGAUUUCGUAAAAAGUUAUGUCGUUGGAUCAAACAGUAUGCGAAGAUCUGAAAGCUUUCGAAAGACGACUCACUGAAGUUAUCGCCAGUCUGCAACCGGCCACUACACGAUGGAGAAUGCUGUUGGGUUUAAUGUCCAUUUGCACCGCCAUUGGGGCUUGGCAUUGGUUGACAGAUCCCAACACAUCAGCAGUAUCCUUUACACAGAGUUUAUACAAUCAUCCAUUUUUCACAAUGGCUAGUAUAAUAUUAGUGAUAUUGUUUAUGAUGGGAGUGCACAGACGAGUGAUAGCACCUAGUAUUAUAACUCAACGGGCCAGAAGCGUGCUCGGCGACUUCAACAUGAGUUGCGACGACACUGGAAAGUUGAUUCUGAAGCCCACGAGACCUCCUCACCCCCACGAGACUUAAAGUAUUCGCAAUAAAACAGUAAUUAAUUAUUAAAAUGUAUUUUUCUUUUGUGUUCAAAAAUUGUUCCCAAAAUUAUGACUAGCCAAGAAAUUAGAGUUGUAUAUUUUAAACUUUGAGUCUAAUGAGUUAUGCAUAUAUGUGAUCUCUUUUUAUAAUGCAUAUAAAAUUUAGGUAAAUUUGGAUGUGAAUACAAUAUGCAAUAUGUCUGAGUAUAUAUAAAAUUUUGGAAUCACAAUUUUUUCAUAACUUGAAUUAAUACUUUUUUUUACUUGAUUAUAUUCUAACACUACAUUGUAAUAAUCCAGAACUGUCUAGAAGAUGUAAUAAAGUAUAAGGAGAUUUUAAUCAAAUAAGAGAUAACGCUAAUUGAAAUUUCGUAUAUUGCGCUUCUGAAAAUUUACUGUUAAUUCGUCAAGUUAAGGGGAUCCUAAAGUGCCCGUCAAAUUUGAUCGAGGUCGAUAAUGUAGAGUCAUUCGUGCAUAUGAUUAACAAGAUUUCGUAUGUUCUUUUAUAUUUCGUAUAUUCUUUUAUAGAUUCGAAAAUCCUUUUCCAGAAUUAAAAUAUUCGUAUUAAUACCAUACAAAUUGAAUUUUAUACCGAGAAUAAAGAAAAUAUUUUUCCGACUGCUCUUUUUCUAACUUAUAUCUGAAUUAGUUAUAAAAAGUUCAUGAAAUAAUUUUUUUUCUAGAUUUUUAAUCUUAGUUUAAAUUACACAAUAUUGUUCGUAUAUGUUAUCCCUAAAGGAAUAUGGUUUCAUUUUGUACAUAGCAUAGAUUUUGUAUACUAAGCAAAUAUUGUCAUCAAGUGACAGCUCUACUUACCAAAAACGAAAUUUGUUUCUGUUUUUUAUAUUAAAUCGACCAUAUUCCCCUAGAUUUUGAUGCGUACUUUAAUCUUGUAAAAGAGUUUUGCGAUUCUAUAAAGCUAAUUAAAAGCAGAGAGGAACCUGAGAGCAGCCACCGCUUUUAUAUUAAUGUAAAACAGGCUUUACAUCCACGUUUGGCGCUGAUACUAGUCAAAUAUCGGUCGCACGAAAAAGGCCGUGAUGGCCGCUCUCCGCAAUUAAAAGAUUAGUUUAAUUAAAAAAUGUCAGCAAAACAGACGACUUUAGGAUCCCCUUCAAACUCUUAGAAGAUUAUAAUCAUAAAAUAACAAUUAAAAAGGUAACUAAAGUCAAGGCUUGUUUUUAAUUUGUAUAAAAUAUAAAUAAUGUAUACAUUACCUGUGUACAAUGUAAACUAUAUACUGUACAUUGUAUAAAAUGUCAUUUGAACAGUAAUUUAUGAAAUUGUAGACUAUUCAAAUUUCAUCAGAAAUAAUAAAAAUUAUGUUCCAACUAUUUAUUUUAAUAUUGUAUAUCUUUAUUUUAUAAAGUUUGAUAUAUUAACAAUUUAGAACUUGAUUACUUUUUCCAUAUUGUGUUGUCUAAUUUGUAAUAAUUUUCUUGUAUUGUCUAUAUGAAAGAUUCGCGUAAACAAUUGCAUAAAUAAUCCAUGUAGACGUAAUUUCUAAAUUUAACCCUGACUGAAGUUUCUUACAGAAAUUGUGAUUUUAAAGCCAUAAUGUGUAUAACGAUCAAAACAUUUAUUUGUGGCAAUAUUCCGCAUAUUACAAUCUUCACCAAUUUCAGUAUGCAUAGUUAUGAAACGUCUUUUCAAAAUAGUCACACAUGUACAACAUAAUCUAUGUGGAUUAUUGUUCAUUCAGUCAAAUAUUCAUGAGGAGUGUUUCGGUCAGUUCUGAAAUUGUACUAAACUACAGUAAAACGAUCUUUAGGUGCUCAAUAUUAUUACAUAACAUUAUUGCUUGUCUGGAAGCUACAUUGAGGAUUUGUAUAAUAUAGUAUAUAAUUUAUUUCCUAUUUCUGAGCUUGCUCGAUAAUCAGAUUUUGAUCAACUUUUGUUAUAAGUAAUUUGUUGGAUGCAAUUGCUAUACAUAUUUUUGAUGACAAUUAGAUAAGGCCAAAGUCAGACAUUAAACUUAUAAUACAUAGUAGAAAAUAUUUUGUAUUUAUGUUAAAACUAUGUUAAAAUUUUUGUGUUGAAUUUAACGUAUGUUGUUAUUAGAUUGCUUUAUGUACAUAUGCAUAAUUUAGGUUGUAAUUAUUCUUAAAUAACUAGAAUAAUAUAAUUAAUGAUGCUUUUUCAUGCUGAUACUUGAUAUUCAUUUUCAAAGUCAAAUUAAAUCACUCGAUUACAAGUAAUCCAUUCAAGUUCACUAAUCAAUGUUAAUUCUGAUAGAAUUUAUUGACGCUAAAAAUAAUAAGCACCAAGCAUUAUAAAUUGGUAAUUGAAAAUAUAUUAUGCAACAGUAUCCACACAGAGAACCAAUAUUUUACAAAUUGCAUAAUAUAUUUCAAAGAACUUUUGAUUGACACAAUAUAUUGCACAAACCUUUAACAUACAGAUAAUCAGUAAUAUUGUGUAAUAAUAUUGAGUGUCCAAAAGCCGUUUAUAUUGAAUUCUAAAUGAAAGAAUAUUGUAUGAUAUUAUUAUACAAUAAUAUUGAGCAUCUAAGGGCCGCUUAUAUAUACAAAUGAAGUUACGCAACUUCUUGGAGUGCUAUCUCCAAUAUACUGUCGAUAGAUUGCGUAUUCGAAAAAUAUUUUGUAAGAUGUUCCUAACAAUUACUGGAAACUCAGUGCACAAAGUAAUUUUUUGAAAAUGUGUAUAUACAUGCGCAUACACCUUGUCAACUUGAAAAAUCUCUUAUUCUCUCUAACUUUAUGAUAAUUUGAAUUACACAACCUAUGCUGAAAGAAUUUAAAAAAUAUUUCAUCAUUAAGCAUUUUACAGUUUUCGUAACAAGAAAUUUGAUUAUUUACAGAUUGCUGAUAAAAUAGAAAAUAAAUUGUACAUGUCUCACACAGGUUAUUUCGAGUUUUUCGAAUUUGUGUUGCAUUGUAUUGCAGGAACAUCUCUGACGUUGUUAGGAUAUACAACACACAUACACAACACGCGCGCGCGCGCACACACACACACACACACACACACACACACACACCACAAACAAUGUUUGUAUAUAUGUAUGUAUGCAUGCAUGCAUUCUUUUUCUUCUGUAACAAUUUUUUUCAUAAAAAUGAAUUUGUAUCUACUUAGGCUGUUUUCUUUUUAGGGAACACAAGCAUUGUUCUAUCUUUUUUUAUGUUCAGUGAGUAACAAAGAUAGAACAAUACUUGUGUCGAUUGUGUUCCCUAAAAGAAAAGCAGCCUUAGUUACUGUACGCAAUUUCGUGGAAAAA